Messenger RNA from Lepus europaeus (European hare), 750 nucleotides. It is a transcript of the gene TMEM52B, whose product is annotated as transmembrane protein 52B. The record is from RefSeq and is a predicted model, not a curated record. Lineage: Eukaryota; Metazoa; Chordata; Mammalia; Lagomorpha; Leporidae. The coding region runs from base 1 to 750 and encodes 249 amino acids. The transcript is spliced from 6 exons.
AUGUGGACUGAGCCUGUGACUGUGCCCUUAUCUUUACGCCUUGGUCCAAGAGAGCACAGCCCUGAGAGGUGGGCGCUGCCCGGGGUGAGAUGUGAGGAGAACUGUGCCACUGCUGACCCGAAAAAAACACAUAUUUACUGCGGGAACGGUUUCCCAGUCACGUCUGUUGAAUCCGGGGGAGAUGGCGGUGGCCUUAACACUUCACCUGGUGCACGUCAGGCCUUCCUGCCUUAUGUUCGUGCUCUGGUGUUUUGGACAUCUGCCACCACGGAUGUGUUCUUUCCUGGAGAAUCAGACUGCCUGACCACAGACUGGGUCCAUCUCUGGUAUAUAUGGUUGCUGGUGGUAAUCGGUGUGCUGCUCCUCCUGUGUGGCCUGACUACUGUGUGCUUCCGCUGCUGCUGCCCCAGUCGCCAGCAAAGUGGGGACGACAGGAGCCCGCCCCCCUACGAAGUGACUGUCAUUGCUUUUGAUCAUGACAGCACUCUCCAGAGCACUAUCACUUCCCUGCAGUCAGUGUUCGGCCCUGCAGCUCGGAGGAUCCUGGCGGUGGCUCACUCCCACAGCCCCCUGGGCCAGCAGCCCUCCUCACCGGACAUGCUCCCCGGGUAUGAAGAAGCUCUCCACAUGAGUCGCUUCACCGUGGCAAGGUGUGGGCAGAAAGCACCUGACCUUCCCCCCACGCCAGAGGAAGAGCAGCUGCCUGCUGUGCGGAAGGAGGGUCCCCAGAUGGAACAUGCUCCAAACUGA